Messenger RNA from Oryzias melastigma (Indian medaka), 1670 nucleotides. It is a transcript of the gene ier3, whose product is annotated as immediate early response 3. Bases 734 to 1294 code for a protein of 186 amino acids. The record is from RefSeq and is a predicted model, not a curated record. NCBI's taxonomy places the organism in Eukaryota, Metazoa, Chordata, Actinopteri, Beloniformes, Adrianichthyidae. Gene Ontology annotation, biological process: negative regulation of apoptotic process. The transcript has a single exon.
AAUUUGAUGUCAAAUUAUGAAAAUGCUUGUGAAGUUUUGUAGUAUGUGGUGAAAUGUUAUGAAUGCAAAAAUUGUCUGUAUUCUUUACUUUAAAAAUAUUUUAGAUUUUACUGUAAUCUCUUUCUUGACAUAAAACAGGAUUUUUGGAAUGAUAUAUAGAUAUUUUUCUUAAGUUUAAAACAAUGUGAAUGUGAGCAAUGGGGAAAAUAUUUUACACACACAAAAAAACAUUUUGCAUCCAAGUGUUUCUAAAUGUUUGUCUUCUAUGAGAUUUAUUCAUUAUUAUUAUUUUUUCAUUAUUUUUUUUAAUUAUCUCUGACCCCUCCGUGCUUUUGAGGUCAGAGCAGAAAGUUACUGCAGUCCACCUGAAGGAAGUUUCCAGAGCUCGUUUUGUUUAUAGUAAGCUGAGAUCUUGUGCGUGUUUCAUAUUUCGGACGCAGCAUUAAAAUAUGAUAUUAAUGAACCAAACUGUGAGAUAAUGUGAGGCAGUAAUGUAUUCUAAGUCUUGGGAUUCUGGAGGAGCUCUUGUCUCCCUGCUGCGGUCAGACCGCAGAGGAAGCGCCUCUGGUCGGCCGGUGACUCAUCCAGCUGCCCCGCAGGCAUAAAGCUUCAGGUAUUUGCCUCCUUUGAGCAACAGCUGGGAGUGGCUAACAGGACUCUAUAAAAGCAGGAGUUGCGCUCAGUUUAAGACAUAUCUGACUUACUGACAACAGCGAGAGAAAACCUGGAGAACAUGUACGCACGCUCAGACAGCAUGACCGUGACUCUACCGCAGGAGAGGUUCGCCUUCCCCAGUACGGCGACCCGCAGCACGGAGCCGGAGGUCUUCACCUUCGAGCGCGUUCCGUCUCCAGCCACCGCCGUCAGCUCCUACGUCCCGGUCCGGCCGAGGAGGCGCGCCAUGCGGGUCAUGUACCCCGCCAAGGUCCGCAUGCACUUGCCUCCACCCGAGAAGAGCCAGGCGAAGCGCUGGCUGGUCGUCCUGUGCCUGGUGGUGCUGUGGCAGAUCUACACCGAGGAGCCCUGCAUGGACGCGCCGCUCUCCAGCGCGGAGAGCUCCGUCAGCGACUACCAGAGUUUCCCCUUCCAGUCUGCGGAGCAACAGGCUGCUGAGCUCCCGGACUUCAGCGCCCCCUCGCCGGGCGGCUGUGAGGAAAGCGCGUCUCCGGAGCAGAUCAUCCCGAGCGCGGCGUGCCUGAAGCCGACGCAGGAGACGGACACGUUCGAGCAGAGCGCAGGGAAGAGCUACGUGGUGGCCCUGCUGGUCUAUCACCGGCUGGGCAACGACAACUGACGCCACCGACCCGAUGUCACCCACAAAGCGCCCAAAGACUGGGCCCAAACAGAACCGAGCUGGAGCGGAUUCUGAGAAGCUCCGGAGCGCAGCGGCGCGCCCUGCGCGGCCCGGGAGGGAGCUGCAGGAGCGGCUUCAGCAGACUCUCCUCAGCGGAGGAGAAGAAAUGAGAGGAAGAUGAAACUGUGAACACUAAGAGACUGAAACUUGAUGAACCUGAACACUUGAGAGACUUCAAAUGCACUUGUGGAACUUUUGUCUUACAAACUGUAUUAUUAUUUUCUAGAAAAUCGUACAAAUGUCACUUAUGUAGGCAAAGAAAUGCCUGAACUGACACUGUUAUUUCAAUACCUUGUUAUUUAUUUUAUUUGCUAUU